Messenger RNA from Coregonus clupeaformis (lake whitefish), 2516 nucleotides. RefSeq names its product thiamine transporter 2. The coding region runs from base 159 to 1598 and encodes 479 amino acids. The record is from RefSeq and is a predicted model, not a curated record. Gene Ontology annotation, cellular component: plasma membrane. Gene Ontology annotation, molecular function: vitamin transmembrane transporter activity. Lineage: Eukaryota; Metazoa; Chordata; Actinopteri; Salmoniformes; Salmonidae. Gene Ontology annotation, biological process: vitamin transport; transmembrane transport. The transcript is spliced from 5 exons.
CACAAACAACCUCAGGCUAGUUCGCUACUACUAUAGUAUUAUAGUAGGGAGUCGAUUAGCCUGGACAGGUAACACAGCUAAAUCGGACUAAUCUGGGCAGGUAAAGCAGCAAAACAUUGUGUCGUGACACUGGUGACUAUCUCUGUGGAUCUGUGAGGAUGGAGGCUGUGAAGCGGUGGAAGGCAGGAUGGGGCUAUCCCACCACUCUGCUGUGCAUCUAUGGGUUCUUCAGUACUGUGAAACCUUUGGAACCUUUCCUCAUACCUUACCUGACAGGUCCAGACAAAAACCUGACAGUGGAACAGGUGACCAAUGAGAUUUUUCCUGUGUGGACAUACUCCUACCUGGCUGUGAUGGUGCCCGUCUUCCUGCUCACCGAUUGGCUGCGCUACAAGCCCGUAGUGGUGUUCCAGUGCAUCAACCUCUUUGUUACGACAGGAAUGCUGCUCUGGCUGCAGGGAGUGGCAGCCAUGCAGGCAAUGCAGUUUGUCUACGCUGUGGUGACAGCCAGCGAGGUGGCCUACUUCUCAUACAUCUACAGCAUAGUGGACCUGAAACACUUCCGCAAAGCUACAUCCUACUGCCGUAGUGUACAGCUGCUAGGCUACACGAUGGGAUCUGUGCUGGGACAGUUGCUGGUCAGUUUUAACCUCAUGUCCUACAACAACAUCCUGGUACUUAACCUGGUGUUGAUCUCCAUCGCCCUGGUGACUUCCCUCUUCCUGCCCAUGCCACAGAGAAGCAUGUUCUUCCAUCGGAGUCAGGAGAGGCAUAAAACUGGAAAUGUAGAAGAAAUGGAUGCCCAAGAACUACCAGAGGCCCUAGGAAGAGGGGACAUGUGUGCAGGUGAUGGGGAAAUGUUCCCUGAGGGGCCAGUGAGAGCUAGGAGCUGCAGCCAGGUUCUUAUCCAACUGUGGAGAGACUUCCUCCAGUGUUACUCUACAAGGGAGCUGCUGUACUGGUCAGUAUGGUGGGCACUGGCCACCUGUGGCUAUAACCAGACAACCAACUAUGUACAGGUGCUGUGGCAGCACGUAGAGCCAUCCCAGAACUUCACAGUCUACAAUGGAGGGGUGGAAGCUGUGUCCAACCUAUUUGCGGCAGCGACGGCCUAUGGUAUUGGUUUCACCGAGGUGGAUUGGGCCCAGUGGGGAGAGUUGGCUCUGGGUUCAUUCUCUGGCCUGGGAGCUGCAGCCCUUUUCACCAUGACUUUCACAGCCAGCAUCUGGGCCUGCUAUGCUGGCUACAUUGUCUUCAAGUGCCUCUACAUGCUGCUUAUCACCAUAGCCAUGUUCCAAAUUGCUACUGACGUCUCAAUGGAGAGAUAUGCACUGAUCUUUGGAGCAAACAAUUUUGGGGCUUUGGUCCUUCAGACUAUCAUCACAUCCGUUGUGGUGGAUGGCAGGGGGCUUGGCUUGGGCAUCAUUCCACAGUUCACCAUUUAUGGAAGCUACUUCUCAGCCAUCGCUGUCAUUUUCUUUCUGAGGGGUGUGUACAUGAUUAUGAGAAUGCGGCAAGGCCACCGAGAGUCCACCACUGCAGAGGAGCAGCCUACAAGUCUGAAAGACAGUGACACUGGCCCUGAACAAAGACUCUGAGCAGAAGAAACUGACCACUGGGCCCUGGGUCGUGUUCGGUAGGCACAUUUUUGUUUUCCGUUGCACAAUUUUUGGGUACAUUGUGCCCUACUGAAUUAAAGACACCGAUGACAUUCAGGUCUGUUUGAUAUUUUUUACAGUCUAUACUCCUGAGCAAGAGUAACAGCUCCACAUUAUUCAGACUGCAACAUCUUCAUAGUGAUAGAAAUAUUUUUAUAUAUAUAAAAAAAUAUUUAAAUAUAUGAAAAUGGAGAUGUACAGUGCAGCAAUACAAAGAGAUGGUUUGGUAAUUAUUUUUAGUUAAAAUUCAUUUUAAUAUAUAUAUACACACACAUUAACUUAAAUCUCUUUAACACCCAACAUCAGUGGUCUUCAGUCUAUAUUGUUGUAAACCGCCUGGACAGCAGGACAGGUGUGAGCCCAUCCCCUUCCAGGUGGAGCCUCUGCCCUCGAGGCCAAUCACCGAAGAGGAGAGAGACUCCUCCCCCUCUUCUGUAACAAAUUAUGAAACGCAUGUUCUCCUCUUCUUCUCUGUAAAAAUAGUCCUACCGAUACCACGCUGUACAAACCACUUUUGGUUCUUCUUUACAAAUACAGUAACUCACAGUAGUCCUCUCAGCUUUUCCAAGUAACAGUUCUGCCUUAAACUUGUGUUAAAGGUACAAAUACUGAUAUGCACAGAGCUAAUUUCCGCUAAGAAAAAAUAUUUACAGAAUUGCAGCGUAAUGAUUUGGAAUAUUUUGCAAUAACUUAGUGUCAGCCAGUUUGAAUAUACAUUGGGCUCAGCUGAGGAUGGGCCAGUUCACAGGUUAGAUGGAAGAUGAGAGGAGACCCUGCCCCUUUAACACAUUUACAUUUUAAUCAUUUAGCAAACCCUCUUAUCCAGAGUAACUUACAGGAGGAGCAAUUAGGGUUAAG